AAACAGCGGAAGUUGUCAUCGCGCAGCCGGAUGUGUUUGUGUGUAUGAACUCACUACAGCGACAUCAUGGGAAGAGAGUCACGGCACUACAGGAAGCGCUCCAGCUCGAGGGCGAGGUCAGGCAGCAGGUCUAAGAGCCGGUCGCCGGACUCCAAACGCUCCAAGAAAGAUGAGCGGGCCGGAUCACGCACCCGGGAGCGCAGCCGGAGGGAACGCACACGCAGCAGAGAGCGCCGGAGAUCCCGCUCCAGAGACCGCAAGAGACCCAGACGCUCCAGGAGUCGGGACAGGAGACGCGCGAGCCGAGAGCGCCGGAGGAGCAAGAGCAGGAGCAGAGGGAGGAGCAAGGAGAAGUCGGAGAACGGAGAGCAGUCAGCUGACAAGAAGAAGGUGAAGGAGGAGAAGGAGAAGGAGGAGGAGAAGGCUGAAGACCAAGACUUCGACCAGAACACCCUGGAGGAGGAGAUGAGGAAGAGGAAAGAGCGGGUGGAGAAGUGGAGGGAGGAGCAGAGGAAGAAAGCCAUGGAGAACAUCGGCGAGAUCAAGAAAGAGCUGGAGGAGAUGAAGCAGGGCAAGAAGUGGAGUCUGGAGGAUGAUGACGAUGAUGACGAAGAGACUCAAGCGCCCGCGGAGCCGGACGAGGACGAGCAGGAGAAAGACGCAGCGGCCGAGGCGGAGGAGGCUGCGCUCAUGGAGGAGGAGACCGGAGAGGAGCUCGACCCUCUGGACGCCUACAUGGAGGAGGUCAAAGAAGAGGUCAAGAAGUUCAACAUGGGCACCAUGAAAGGAGGAAACGACAAGCAUAAAGGAGGCAUGUCUGUGACCAAAGUGGUGACGGUCGUGAAAACCAAGAAGAUGCUGCACUCCUCCAAGAAGAAAGGAGAGCUGAUGGAGAACGAUCAGGACGCCAUGGAGUACUCAUCAGAGGAAGAGGUCGUGGACCUGCAGACGGCUCUCACAGGCUUUCAGACCAAACAGAGGAAAGUUCUGGAGCCUGUGGAUCAUCAGAAGAUCGAAUAUGAAUCCUUCCGCAAGAACUUCUACGUGGAGGUGCCGGAGCUGGCUCGGAUGACCCCUGAAGAGGUGAAUGAAUACCGUCUGGAGCUGGAGGGAAUCAUCGUCAAAGGGAAAGGGUGUCCGAAGCCCAUCAAGACAUGGGUGCAGUGUGGGAUAUCCAUGAAGGUGCUGAACGCAAUGAAGAAACACAACUAUGAGAAGCCGACCCCGAUCCAAGCCCAGGCCAUUCCGGCCAUCAUGUCGGGACGUGAUCUCAUUGGCAUCGCUAAAACAGGAAGCGGAAAGACCAUCGCCUUCCUGCUGCCGAUGUUCCGGCACAUAUUAGACCAGCGGCCGUUAGGAGAGGGAGAAGGACCCAUCGCCGUGAUCAUGACCCCGACGCGAGAGCUGGCUCUGCAGAUCACCAAAGAGUGCAAGAAGUUCUCCAAGUCUCUGGGUCUGCGUGUGGUGUGUGUGUACGGAGGCACGGGCAUCAGCGAGCAGAUCGCGGAGUUGAAGCGAGGCGCAGAAAUCAUAGUGUGCACUCCUGGACGAAUGAUCGACAUGUUGGGCGCCAACAGCGGUCGAGUGACCAACCUGCGCAGAGCUACGUAUGUGGUGAUGGACGAAGCUGACCGGAUGUUCGAUAUGGGCUUUGAACCGCAGGUGAUGCGUAUCGUGGAUAAUGUCAGGCCCGACCGGCAGACCGUCAUGUUUUCCGCCACAUUUCCGCGGACGAUGGAGGCCUUGGCCCGCAGGAUCCUGUCCAAGCCCAUCGAGGUGCAGGUGGGCGGCAGGAGUGUGGUGUGUUCAGACGUGGAGCAGCACGUGAUUGUGAUCGAGGAGGAGAAGAAGUUCCUGAAGCUGCUGGAGAUUCUGGGUCACUAUCAGGAGAAGGGAUCCGUCAUCAUCUUCGUGGACAAGCAGGAGCACGCUGACAGCCUCCUGAAGGACCUGAUGAAGGCCUCGUACCCCUGCAUGUCGCUGCACGGAGGCAUUGACCAGUACGACAGGGACAGCAUCAUCAACGACUUCAAGAACGGAGCCUGUCGGCUGCUGGUGGCCACCUCCGUCGCCGCACGAGGCCUGGACGUCAAGCACCUCAUCCUGGUGGUCAACUACAACUGCCCCAACCACUAUGAGGACUACGUGCACCGCGCCGGACGCACGGGACGAGCCGGCAACAAGGGUUUCGCGUACACGUUCAUCACUGCAGACCAGGUGCGGUACUCCGGCGACAUCAUCAAAGCCCUGGAGCUGUCCGGAUCGCCCGUUCCCCCCGAGCUCGAGCAGCUGUGGACCGGCUUCAAGGAGCAACAGAAAGCUGAGGGCAAGAGCAUCAGGAGCAGCAGCGGAUUCUCCGGGAAGGGCUUCAAGUUCGACGAGACCGAACAUGCGCUCGCCAACGAGAGGAAGAAGCUGCAGAAAGCUGCGUUGGGUCUGCAUGACUCUGAUGAUGAUGACGCGGCUCUGGACAUCGACGAGCAGAUCGAGAGCAUGUUCAACUCUAAGAAGCGUGUGAAGGACUUCUCGGCCCCGGGCGGCGCCACAGGAGGAGGUUCUGGUGGCGUGAGCGGAACCGUGACAGCCGUCUCUGGCCUGAGCACUCCCUCUGCUGGAAACAUCCAGAAACUGGAGAUCGCCAAGAAACUGGCGGCCAGGAUACAGGUGCAGAAGAAUCUGGGCGCCGAGGCGCAGGAUGUGAUGCAGCAGGCGACAAAUGCCAUUUUGCGCGGCGGGACAAUGAUCGCGCCCUCGGUCUCGGCCAAGACCAUCGCGGAGCAGCAGGCGGAGAAGAUCAACGCUAAACUCAACUACACGCCUGUAGAGAAGCUGGAGGAGGACCGACAGGCCGCAGAGGCCGCCGAAACCGUCAAGAGAUACGAGGAGGAGUUAGAGAUCAACGACUUCCCUCAGACGGCCCGAUGGAAGGUGACGUCGAAGGAGGCCCUUCAGCGCAUCGGCGAGUAUUCAGAGGCCGCCAUCACCAUACGAGGAACCUACUUCCCCCCGGGCAAAGAGCCCAAAGAGGGCGAGCGCAAGAUCUACCUGGCCAUCGAGAGUGCGAACGAACUGGCCGUGCAGAAGGCCAAAGCAGAGAUCACACGCCUCAUCAAAGAGGAACUCAUCCGCCUGCAAAACUCGUACCAGCCGACCAGCAAAGGCCGAUACAAGGUUCUGUAGAGCCGGAGCGGAUCAGCGCUUGUGUUUCUUCAUUAUUCCCACAAUGCUUUUGUUUUGUCAGCUGAUUUUGGAAGUUUUUAUCCAUUGUUUCUUGCUCCUGUUGAAUAUUUUAGAAGACUCCAUGUAAUUGAAUCGUGAACUUCAUUUGGAAAUAAACUGUUUUUUUUUCUUCUA
Messenger RNA from Megalobrama amblycephala (Wuchang bream), 3354 nucleotides. It is a transcript of the gene ddx46, whose product is annotated as DEAD (Asp-Glu-Ala-Asp) box polypeptide 46. Gene Ontology annotation, molecular function: ATP binding; nucleic acid binding; RNA helicase activity. The record is from RefSeq and is a predicted model, not a curated record. The transcript is spliced from 23 exons. NCBI's taxonomy places the organism in Eukaryota, Metazoa, Chordata, Actinopteri, Cypriniformes, Xenocyprididae. Gene Ontology annotation, biological process: mRNA splicing, via spliceosome. Bases 67 to 3180 code for a protein of 1037 amino acids. Gene Ontology annotation, cellular component: nucleus.